AUGAUUCCGAUUAAGCCGCCGAUUGCCCAUCAGGGUUCGCUGGCAGGCGCAAAGCAGGAAGAUGCUGACGAGGACACAUUUCCAGGAGUUGCCACCUCAGAGCAGAUCGGCGAUGUGGUGCUGGACUUUGGCGUGGACACAAUGCCUGCCUGCUCUGCUUUGCUUCGUUUGGCCUCGCCGGUGUUCAACCGCAUGCUCGCGAGUGGCAUGAAGGAGGCACAGCAAAGCAUCAUCAAGGUGGAGGUGGCGAACAAAGCCGAGUUUGAGACAUUCUAUGCCUUACUCGGACCCGCCGCUUGGGGUGCCCACAAAGUCACAGAGGCAAACGUUGACGGGCUGCUGGCGAUUGGUGGCUACUAUCAGGUGGGCUUCCUGCUGCAGGCUUGCGAGAAUCUCCUGCUGCAACUUCCGGUCACAGGAGAACGACUCGUUCAAGCUUCGAAGCACGGCCUGAAGAAGCAGCAAGAAAGAUGUAUCUAUGAGUUGGCCAGGGACUGCAAGAAGCAGGACCUGAUUGCCCUCCACCGCUCAGAUGCGGACAUGCUUCUUCAGGUGGCCAUGAAGAAGCAAGACCUUUUUAGCACAUUUGCGGGCAACAUCCGGGAAUUCGGGAGCAGCGCAUCCGUGGGCGUCGUGGCCGCCACUUCGUACAGGCCAAUCUCGAUCGGCGGCAGGCCAGCAGGCAGCAUGUAUUGGGGCGCAGAGAACACUGAAUAUCCACCGCCCAUCUAG
Molecule: messenger RNA, 732 nt
Organism: Symbiodinium sp. CCMP2592
Lineage: Eukaryota; Dinophyceae; Suessiales; Symbiodiniaceae
Source: the annotation of a GenBank genome assembly